Messenger RNA from Danio rerio (zebrafish), 2666 nucleotides. It is a transcript of the gene mcm3l, whose product is annotated as MCM3 minichromosome maintenance deficient 3 (S. cerevisiae), like. Gene Ontology annotation, molecular function: ATP binding; DNA helicase activity; DNA binding. Gene Ontology annotation, cellular component: nucleus; chromosome; MCM complex. Lineage: Eukaryota; Metazoa; Chordata; Actinopteri; Cypriniformes; Danionidae. Gene Ontology annotation, biological process: DNA replication; DNA replication initiation. The record is from RefSeq and is marked provisional.
GUCAGGCCUGUUGCACCAGCUUGGUUUGGUUGCUUCAUGUUUGUGCAUUUGAUUUUUGUUGAACUGUGAAUGUGAUUUUAAAAUAUUGUAAUGCACAUGCUGAUGCGCGUGUAGGAGAAAUGGAUACUGGGUUAGAGGACCUCGAGCUGAGAGAGUCACAGAGGGAAUAUCUGGACUUUCUGGAUGAUGAUCAAGAUCAGGGCAUCUACCAUGAAAAGGUCAGGAGUAUGGUGUCUGAUGGACAGUGUCGUCUCAUUGUCAACAUUAAUGAUCUGAGAAGAAAAAGUGAAAAAAGAGCUAAAGAAUUACUGAAGAAUGCUUUCGCUGAGCUGGUGGCGUUUCAGAAAGCCCUGAAGGAUCUCGUGGCUUCAAUAGAUGCCACUUAUGCUAAGCAGUUUGAGGAGUUUCAUGUUGGUUUCGAGGGGAGUUUUGGGAACAAACAUGUGUCUCCUCGUACUCUGAGUGCUCGCUUUCUGGGAAACCUUGUGUGUGUGGAAGGCAUCGUGACCAAGUGUUCUUUGGUGAGGCCUAAGAUUAUGCGCAGUGUCCACUAUUGUCCAGCUACCAAGAAAACCUUGGAACGAAAGUAUACAGAUCUGACAUCAUUGGACGCUUUUCCUUCUAGUGCCAUCUAUCCGACCAAAGAUGAAGAAAACAAUCCUCUGGAGACAGAGUUUGGCCUUUGCUGCUAUAAAGACCACCAGACACUGACCAUUCAGGAGAUGCCAGAGAAAGCCCCCGCUGGACAACUGCCACGCUCUGUCGACAUCAUCGCCAAUGAUGACCUCGUGGAUCGGGUCAAGCCAGGUGACCGCGUGCAGAUCGUAGGUGUUUACCGCUGCCUGCCCGCAAAACAGGGCGGUUUCACCUCAGGGACCUUCAGAACAAUCUUAUUGGCUAACAAUGUGAAGCUUAUGAGUAAGGAGAUCGUACCCACCUUCUCUGGUGAUGAUGUCGCCAAGAUCAAGAAGUUUUGUAAAGCUCAUUCGAAAGAUGUUUUCGAGCAGUUGAGUCGGUCUUUGGCCCCCAGCAUUCAUGGCCACGAGUACAUAAAGAAGGCCAUUCUCUGUCUGCUGCUAGGAGGCAAUGAGACCAACCUGGAGAAUGGGACGCGCAUCAGAGGAGACAUCAACAUUCUGCUCAUAGGUGAUCCUUCUGUCGCAAAGUCUCAGUUGCUGCGGUAUGUUUUGUUCACGGCACCAAGAGCAAUUCCCACCACUGGACGGGGCUCAUCUGGGGUGGGUUUGACAGCGGCGGUCACGACUGAUCAGGAGACGGGUGAGCGCCGUCUGGAGGCAGGAGCUAUGGUGCUUGCUGACAGAGGUGUGGUUUGCAUUGAUGAGUUUGAUAAGAUGUCAGACAUGGACCGAACCGCCAUCCAUGAAGUGAUGGAGCAGGGCAGGGUCACCAUUUCCAAAGCUGGGAUUCAGGCAAGGCUGAACGCUCGCUGCAGUGUGUUAGCUGCUGCUAAUCCAGUGUACGGAAGGUAUGACCAGUAUAAGACCCCCAUGGAGAACAUCGGGCUCCAGGAUUCCUUGCUUUCCAGAUUUGAUCUGCUCUUCAUAGUUCUGGAUCAGAUGGAUCCUGACAGUGAUAAGGAGAUCUCGGAGCAUGUGUUGCGUAUGCAUCGCUACAGAGCACCGGGAGAGGCAGAGGGAACAGCAAUGCCGCUGGGAAGUACAGUGGACGUGUUCGCCACAGAAGACCCAAACAUCACAGAAGCAUCUGAGCAGGAGUUGCAGAUCUAUGAGAAAAAAGACAAUGUCCUGCAUGGCCACAGGAAGAAAAGGGAGAAGAUUGUUACAAUGGAGUUCAUCAGGAAGUACAUCCACGUGGCCAAGCUGGUGAAGCCAGUGUUGACUCAGGAGGCAUCAGACUAUAUAGCGGAGGAAUAUUCUAGACUCCGGAGCCACGACCAAGUCAACAGUGAUUCUGCAAGGACAAUGCCUGUGACCGCUCGAGCUCUGGAAACCAUGAUUCGAUUGUCUACAGCCCAUGCCAAAGCCCGCAUGAGUAAAACCGUUGACCUGGCCGAUGCAGAAGCUGCACUUGAACUCAUGCAGUUUGCGUAUUUCAAAAAGAUUCUGGAGAAGGUCAAGAAGAGAAAGGUACCAGAGGACUCGGAGAUCGACGUCUCUCAGAGCCAAGAGACUGAUAGUCAGAGGAGCCUCAGGAAGCGCUCUCGCAUCUCCAAAGAUGGUGAUGAUGUGGAAAUGACACAAGAUGGAGAGGAUGAGGAUCCUUAUGAUUUCACUGAAGAUGAAAAUACUCAGCCGAGUCAGAAGAGUAGGCCGGCGUCUCAGAGGAGCAGUCAGAGGAAGAAAACAGACAUCAGUCAGGAGAGAUUUAAGACCUUCAAGACUGCCCUGGUGAAUGCCUUUAAGGUGACCCGCUCUCAAUCUGUGGCAGUUUCUGAUCUCCUGACUCACAUAAACCAAGGCCAGGACGAGGAGUUUGACCAGAACGAGAUUAACCUACUGCUGGAGUGUAUGCAGGAUGACAACCAGGUCAUGGUCUCAGAGGAUGUGGUGUUUCUCAUCUAAAAAGGGCAAUGCAUUGUUUACAAGUUCAGAAAUUUGGAUCACUUGAAUUAUAACAUGCCCGCACUGUUUUACAAAUGAUGAAGAAAAAAAAAACGCUAAUAAACUGUGAGCAUUAAUAGUUGA